Molecule: messenger RNA, 2246 nt
Organism: Pelodiscus sinensis (Chinese soft-shelled turtle)
Lineage: Eukaryota; Metazoa; Chordata; Testudines; Trionychidae
Source: RefSeq, a predicted model, not a curated record
UGAACACCUUUUUUAACAGGCUUUGAAGACUGCAGAUGAAGACACACAUUCUAAUCAUUUAAGCAUAUUAAAAAUAUUAAUACUCAUGGAAGAGGCACAAGACUUACCAGAACAACCAGUGAAAAAGGCCAAGAUGCAGGAAUCUGGAGAACAAGACUUAAGUCAAGUGAGCACCACCGAAGUCAGUGAUCCGAAACCCGAACCUUCAAGCCUUGGCUCAAAUCUUCCCAUGUCGAGUGAAAUUCUGACAUGCACUGAUUACAUCCCAAGGUCACCAAAUGAUUAUACCUCACAGCUGUAUUCUGCAAAGCCAUAUGCACAUAUCCUCUCUGUACCUGUCUCCGAAACGAUGACCUCUUACUCAGGUCAGACUCAGUAUCCAGCGCUACAGCAGACUCAGCCCUAUGCCAUCUACCCUCAGACAACCCAGACCUAUGGACUACCUCCUUUCGGUGCACUGUGGCCAGGUAUGAAACCUGAAAGUGGUUUAAUUCAGACUCCAUCUCCAAGUCAGCACAAUGUUCUUACCUGCACUACAGGGUUAACCACAAGCCAGCCCUGCCCAGCACAUUAUUCUUACCCUAUUCAAGCAUCAACUACCAAUGCGAGUCCAGUCUCCACGUCCUCGCCUGUUGUCAACAUUUCAACACCAGCAGUAGCCAGCAUCUCUCACCAGGAAUAUCCUACCUACACAAUUCUCGGCCAAAGCCAGUACCAGCCAUGCUACCCGAGUUCUGGCUUUGGGGUUGUAGCGCCAGCAGACAGCAGCCUGGAGAGUACCACAUUAGCAACCACCACGUAUCCAAUUGAAAAAGCAAAUGCCAUGGUGCCUACGCGGACAGCCCAGAGACAUUUCUCUGGAGAUCCAUCCACAAGUCCGUCUUUGCCAAGAGCAACAGCAAGUAAAGAGCUAGAUGAGCACACUAGGAAAAACAUGGCUGGGAAAAACAGGGGCAAGAGGAAAGCAGAUGCCUCCUCCCCCCAGGACAGUGAACUGGAACGAGUGUUUCUCUGGGACUUGGAUGAGACUAUCAUCAUCUUCCAUUCUCUUCUCACAGGGUCCUAUGCCCAGAAAUACGGAAAGGACCCGACUCUAGUGAUUGGCUCAGGUCUGACGAUGGAGGAGAUGAUUUUCGAAGUGGCUGACACGCACUUAUUUUUCAAUGACUUAGAGGAGUGUGACCAAGUGCAUGUAGAAGAUGUUGCCUCAGAUGACAAUGGACAAGACUUAAGUAACUACAAUUUCUCCACGGAUGGCUUCAGCGGCUCAGGAAGCAGUGCAAAUCACAGCUCCGCCGGGGGGGUGCAGGGCGGAGUUGACUGGAUGAGAAAACUGGCUUUUCGCUACCGCAGAGUGCGCGAGAUCUAUGACAAGCACAAAAGCAACGUGGGAGGCCUCCUCAGCCCACAGAAGAGGGAAGCUUUGCAGAGGCUACGGACUGAUAUAGAAGUGCUAACAGAUUCCUGGCUGGGAACUGCAUUAAAAUCCCUGCUUCUCAUACAGUCCAGAAAAAAUUGUGUGAAUGUCCUGAUCACGACGACACAGCUCGUGCCAGCGCUCGCCAAAGUUCUCUUGUACGGCUUGGGAGACGUGUUCCCCAUUGAAAAUAUUUAUAGUGCUACAAAAAUCGGCAAAGAGAGCUGCUUUGAGAGGAUCGUGUCGCGGUUUGGGAAGAAAGUGACCUACGUGGUGGUUGGCGAUGGGCGCGAUGAAGAGAUUGCAGCGAAGCAGCACAACAUGCCCUUCUGGAGGAUCGCGAGCCACGCAGACCUUGUGUCCCUUCACCAGGCCCUCGAGCUGGACUUCCUGUAAGGAGCCGAGCCCACGUGGCCCCUCUCCACGUCACGGGGCAGGAACCGUCUUUCCCCUGGAGGAAGCAGGCAGCUAAUGCAGACUCUACCAUGCAGGUGGCGCCCAGUCCCUGCCUCGAGCCCGGGUACCACCAGGCCAGGGCACCAGUGCAGUUCUGUUGUUUCGAAAGGGAGUGGCUGGAGCGAAGGGGCACUAGCUGGAAACCCUCAGCGACUCCCUGUGCGUCUGCUCGUGCCGAUAGAAUAGCAGCCGCCCUUGUAAGCUCCUCUCUCUUCCUGCCCCGUAGCUAGAGACACUAUUUUGAUAGAAGAGUCCAGUCUCUGGGGGAGGGUUGAACUUCCCCAUCUUAAAAGGCCAGAAAGGCUGCUGAUUUUCAUGGGAAAUAGGAAUGAAACUGUUGGCCCUGCCCCGUCUGCAGAGCGGGUCAUUUAGU